AUGUCAGGAUCCGAAGGCGCCAACACGACGCCUCGGCGAUCGCGGUCGCUGGCGAGCGCCUUGCGCGUCGCGGCCGGGGUGGGCGCCGCGAUGCUUGCUGUGCUGCCGUCCCCCUCCGAUGCGCUGAAUGUCGAUCGGUUCAGUCGCGCCUCUGAGCUCAGCGCCGUGGAGAUGCCCCUGAAUGUCACAAAUCCCUGGGCUGAAGUGCUUCAGCGGUACAACGUCCCCCUCGUACAUGGCUCUGGCGUGUACGUGGAUCUCGGCAACAACAAGCUGUUUAAGGGCAAAUCGUACCGCGAGCCGAGCGGCAAGUGCCCGAAUAUUGGCAAAUACAUCGAAACCUACCAGCCUACAAAGAACCCAGCCGUUUGGCCAAACAACUACCUGGCGCCGGUGCCCUUUGCGAACAGUGAGCAAGACACCAAGCCGCUGGGCGGCGGUUUCUCGAUGCCCAUCCCGAUGAUCAGCCCCAAAAAGCUCAGCGAGCUCAAGGAGCUGGCUGCGUCAGUGCACCGCAACCCCGAGGCCUCGGCGUACGCGAAGGAGUACGUGAAGCAGAUCAAAGACGACUUGGGGUACUGCAUUUGGUGGGCGCGCAUGACGUCGGCGCACGACGAGGACGCCAAACCGACCGCUGCAAAGGAAAGUCUGUAUCGGUACGCGUACGCCUGGGAUGGCGCCAACGAGACUUGCCACCUGUUGUACCUGAACAUGCAGGAGAUGAAGGGCGCAGGCACUUACUGCAAAAAGGGCGACGAAGGGACAGACUUGACCUGGUACUGCUUCAGUCCGGCGAAAAAGAUCGACAACAACCUGGUCUGGGGAAGCGCCUACACACGUCUCGACCACGCCGCAGAGUGCCCUCAACACGGCCUGAAGGACGCGCACUGGGGACAGUGGAACGGCCGGUCUUGCCAGAAAAUGGCUGUCAGGAAGCGCGUCGCCGUCAAGGACGCCGCAGAAUGUGCCCUCAAGCUGUUUCAGAGCAGCCCGAGCGACAACCCGACCAAAUACGUCGGCGACGAAGGCCGCGGAUGGGGGAAGAUCUACGACAACAUCGUCGGGGUGCUGUUCCCCGCAGGCGCCUCGGGGCAAGACCAGCCGCACAGCCGCGGCGUCGGACUCAACUGGGCAAACUACUACAACACCAAACGCACCGGCUCCGUCUGCGAAAUGUACGACGGCGCGCCGGACUGCCUCACUCAGGCCCCGCGCCAGUACGCCUUCGUCAGCCUCGGCGACCCAAACCCCGAAAAGGCGCAGCUGCCCCCCUGCGCCGCCACCCUGCGAGGCGUCUCCAUAGACCCCUCCACAUGCAGCUGUCCCGCGGGAUCUGAAACUGGAACUGGCCAAGGCCAAAUAUGCUCUGAAGAGGGCUGGCAGCAACAGGAUAUCCAGUGCACCUGCAACGAAGACAACGCCGAAGACGGCGUCAACCCCUGGCUCAUCGCAGGGCCGUGCAUCGCCGUCGGAGUGUUGCUGCUGGCAGGUGGCGCAUACUGGCUGGCCAAAAAGAACACGAAGGAGCCGGUGGUAGAGGCGCCCAACAUCGAAGAGGAGUCCACAGAGCGCACAACUCAGCAGCACAAGCAGCGAGGAGACCUGCUGCAGGAAGCCGAGCCUUCUUUCUGGGGAGAAACCGAAGAGGAUUCAACAAACGUCAUCCUUGAAGGCGACGAAAUUGACAGGGACUUCUAG
Molecule: messenger RNA, 1698 nt
Organism: Besnoitia besnoiti
Lineage: Eukaryota; Apicomplexa; Conoidasida; Eucoccidiorida; Sarcocystidae
Product: apical membrane antigen 1 domain-containing protein
Exons: 5
Coding region: 1-1698 (565 amino acids)
Cellular component (GO): membrane
Source: RefSeq, a predicted model, not a curated record